CUGCUAGGUUCAUUCGCUUUUCCAUUUAAUUUUCUAUUUUUUUAUACAAAUUCAAGUUUUAAUUCGAGUUUUCGGUGUGUAUAUGUUUUAAGAAAGUUUUAAUAAAAAGCUUGUUAACAAUAUUAUGCGUUAUUAACUCGCAAAGUCAGUAAAGUAACAAACUUUCUAAUCGAAGAAAAGCCGAACAUUUUUCCGAACUUGAACUCUCACUAUCUAUUUUGAUUUAAAAGGAUUAUUAACCAAAAGAAGUAUAUAAUUAUUAUUAUCUAAAUAAUAAUUAAUAUAAAUAUUAUAAAAUGAAUAUUACAUUGGAACUAUUAAUGUGGAUAGCUGUUGCUGUUUUAACUCACAUAGGUGUUUACAUUUUUGUUUCAAGAAAACGCCCUAGAUUAAUAGUAGGGCGACAUGUUGUCAUCACAGGAGGUUCGAAAGGAAUUGGUCUUCGUUUAGCAGCUGAGUGUGCGAUGAAAGGAGCUAAUGUGACAAUAAUUGCACGUGACGAAAAAAUGCUAAAUGGAGCUGUUGCCUUGAUGGAAGUAAUUAGACAAGUUCCAGAUCAGAAGUUUCAAUACCGUUGUUUAGAUAUUGCCUCAAGUUAUGAAGAAGUUGCACGAGCUCUUGCUGAAAUUGAAGGUUCUUUUGGUGAUAUUUACAUGCUUAUUAAUUGUGCUGGUAUGGCAAUAUGUGGUGCAUUUGAGGAAGUUUCUGUUGCGGAUGCACGCAAGCUAAUGGAGGUCAAUUAUUUUGGCACAUACAAUUGUACGCGGUAUGUACUGCCCAAAAUGAAAAAAGCACACGAAGGCAUUAUUGUUAUUACAGCCUCUUUAGCUGCUUUAUUUGGUAUAUAUGGGUAUGGGCCAUAUGCAGCAUCUAAAUUUGCUUUACGAGGUAUGGCUGAGACAAUUGCGAUGGAGUCAAGGCAUUUAGGCGUUUCUGUAACGUUGGCCUUACCUUCUGAUACUGAUACGCCUGGCUUUGAAAACGAAGAAAAAACUAAACCAAAAGAGACAAAAAUAAUAUCCGGCGGUGGGGGCUUGGCACAGGCUGAACAAGUAGCAAAGCAAAUUCUGGAUGAUGCUUUGAAAGGAAACUUCAUUUCUGUAUUAGGUACAGAAAGUUGGAUUUUGGCUUUACUAGGAGGUGGACUAUUUCGUUGGGGUGGUUUACUGCAAAAUCUACUUCACGCAGUUAUCUUGGGACCUUUGCGUAUCGCUUUUUGCUUCAUGCAUUUGCAUUUCGAACGCAUCAUCAAAAAAUGUGCCAAAGAAAAAGUCGAUUAGCAGAUUAAUAUAUAUGUUUACGUAUAUUAUAACCAAUUCGUUUUAAACUUGAAUUUAAGUAAAACACGUUUUAAUAAAAUGCAGCGAAAAAAAUACUUUAAUUUUAGCCUACGUGCUUCGCACUUAUUCCAGUUUGGCAUUUAAUA
Messenger RNA from Teleopsis dalmanni, 1426 nucleotides. RefSeq names its product 3-ketodihydrosphingosine reductase (gene Kdsr). The record is from RefSeq and is a predicted model, not a curated record. Gene Ontology annotation, cellular component: endoplasmic reticulum membrane. Gene Ontology annotation, biological process: sphingolipid biosynthetic process. Lineage: Eukaryota; Metazoa; Arthropoda; Insecta; Diptera; Diopsidae. The transcript is spliced from 3 exons. The coding region runs from base 297 to 1280 and encodes 327 amino acids. Gene Ontology annotation, molecular function: 3-dehydrosphinganine reductase activity.